CAGAUCCUCCCUCAUGUCCAUGCUGUCUUUUCUUUUUACUCUCUUCCUCUGCAUUUCCAUGCCUGCGUGUCAUGCUCGCUGUUUCAGGGUCGUCAACAUGGCUUCUGGCACCCAACCCCAUCUUUCCAGCAAGGUGCAGGUGGCAGAUCAGAGAGCCAACAAGGACACGGUUCAAAAGUUAAGGGAAAAUGGAGAAAGCAUGACUGGUAAGAAGACACAUAGUGGUGCAUUCGUUCAAAACCUGAAGGAAUUGCAUGCUCUUCUCAAGGAAAUGACAGGCGUCAAAUUUAAAGGAGCUAAUUCAGGUGUUGUGCAAAACAAGUCUCCUAAUCCCCAUGAGAAGCAGAACAAAAAUCCAGGGUUUUACUCAGAUUAUUCUCGACCAAGGACACGUCCUCCCUCUCACAAUUGAGCUUUAUUUCCCUUUUCUUGCGUGUUAUCUCCUCCAUAAUUUUGCUUUCUUUCCUCUCCAAUAUAAGCAGAACAAUCUCAAAGACAAGUUUUUUUACAAUCUCAAUUUUGUACACUAGAAAGUUUAACUUCACAAAUAUUUCUUUUUCUUCAA
This is a messenger RNA of Malania oleifera, 565 nucleotides long. RefSeq lists its product as uncharacterized. Lineage: Eukaryota; Viridiplantae; Streptophyta; Magnoliopsida; Santalales; Ximeniaceae. The transcript has 2 exons. The coding region runs from base 14 to 412 and encodes 132 amino acids. The record is from RefSeq and is a predicted model, not a curated record.